Messenger RNA from Panicum virgatum (switchgrass), 1191 nucleotides. Its product is annotated as protein LURP-one-related 8-like. NCBI's taxonomy places the organism in Eukaryota, Viridiplantae, Streptophyta, Magnoliopsida, Poales, Poaceae. The coding region runs from base 185 to 862 and encodes 225 amino acids. The record is from RefSeq and is a predicted model, not a curated record. The transcript has a single exon.
UAAUAAUUUAAAAUUUUAUAUUGAUGCACUUUAAAAUUUUAUUAUAAUAACAUAAUUUUGUUUCAGAUUUGGGGUUGAUUUUAACUUUUAUUAUGUUAUUAUUGGAUAAUAUAUAUAAAAAAAUGAGGGAGGAGGCAGCAAACACAAACAGAUAGAGAAACAGAGGAGGGAGGAGGCAUGGGCCAUGGCCAAGGUGCACCCCAACGCCGUCGCACCAGCAGACCCCGCCGCUGCAACCACCACCACCAGCAGCCGAGCGCCCCAGGAAGAGACGCCGGCGGCGGUGCUGCUGACGGUGUGGCGCAAGUCUCUCCUCUUCAACUGCCACGGCUUCACCGUCUUCGACGCCAAGGGCGACCUCGCCUUCCGCGUCGACUGCUACGCCUCCGCCCGCCGCCGCGCCGAGGUCGUGCUCAUGGACGUCGCGGGCAAACCGCUCCUCACCGUCCGCCGCAAGAGGCUCAUCAGCAGCCUCCUCGCGGAGCACUGGGUCAUCUACGACGGCGACGGCACAGCCAGCAAGCCGCUCCUCUCCGUCCGCCGCCACGCCAGCCUCCGGUCGUCGUCCAGCAGCAAGACGCUGGCCUACGUGACGCCCCUGGGCUCUGCCGCCGCGGAGGACUCGUACGUGGUGGAGGGGUCGUACGGGCGGCGGGCCUGCGCCGUGCGCGACGCCCGCGGGGACGCGGUGGUGGCGGAGGUGCGCCGGAAGGAGUCCGUGGGCGACGACGUGUUCCGGCUGGUGGCGGACCCACGCCUGGGCGCGCCGCUCGCCAUGGGCCUUGUCAUCGCCCUCGACGAGAUGUUCCGCGGCGGCGGCGGAUCGGCGCGGUCGCUGCUGCGCAGGACCUGGUCGGCCUAGUUAGGAGGCCAGGCCAUUAUUGUUAGCGGCACGGCAGGCAGCAGAGUUUUUAGCGUGCUGGCUGCAGCAGCAACAGCAGAGAGAGAGGUCAGCUAGCUAGUGCGCCGUGCGAGCAAGCGUCGUUCCUCUUCUCUGCAAACAAAAUGUACAAUUAUUGAUGCAAUCCAACAAAACAUGAAUCGAUCCUUCAAGAGCAGCGCGAUGGAUUGAAUGGAGGAGAUGAAGUACAAAUCUUGAUAUAUUGUUGAGUUUUGAUACUCGACCAGGAGAUUGAUAGUGAUAUGAAAUUAUUAACUUCAUUUUCAGGAUAUACUAUAUAUAUUGAAGCA